Molecule: messenger RNA, 8203 nt
Organism: Thalassophryne amazonica
Lineage: Eukaryota; Metazoa; Chordata; Actinopteri; Batrachoidiformes; Batrachoididae
Product: fibronectin-like
Cellular component (GO): extracellular region
Molecular function (GO): protein binding
Source: RefSeq, a predicted model, not a curated record
CGGUAUAAAACCAGUGCGCACCGCUGCGCUCAGCCUGGCGCACCCGCUGCUUGGCGGAGAACUGAUCCGCCUGGAACAGCAGCCAUUCCAAGACGAACUUCUAUCCUGUUCCCUUCUAUUCUUUUCCCGAUUUUCUUCCUAAAUAACCGUUUUGGUACUUUGUAAUUUCUCGUGUUUUGCCCUCUCCAACAUGAGUGUCGGCGCAGUGACGGCGUUACUGGUUGCGCUGUGCGUAAGCAGCGCAGUCCACUGUGUGCCAAAGAGCCAAGGGAAGAGUAAAAGACAAACUGGACAGUAUCAGGUGUAUCCUGACCUCCACUACACUUCAGCCAUUGCUCCAGUUGGCUGUGAGGAGAACGGCCGCUCAUACAGGCUGAACGAACAGUGGGAGAAACGCUUCCUUGGAAGUACACUGGUGUGCACCUGUCAUGGAGCUGCAGGGAUCAAAUGCAAAACUAAGCCUGAAGUGGAGGAGACCUGCUUUGACAAAUACAACGACAGAACAUAUCGGGUCGGCGAAACCUACGAGAGACCGAAGGAUAGGAUGAUCUGGGAUUGUACCUGCAUUGGAUCAGGUCGAGGCAAGAUCAGCUGUACCAUCGCAAAUCGUUGCCACGAAGGCGGGAACUCAUAUAAAAUCGGAGAUACUUGGCAGAGGCCUCACGAGAGCUCUGACUACAUGCUGGAGUGUGUGUGUCUCGGGAAUGGCAAAGGAGAGUGGACCUGCAAACCCGUGGCUGAGCGUUGCUAUGACAACACCGCUGCCUCAUCCUACACGGUAGGGGAGACCUGGGAGAAACCGUAUCAGGGCUGGAUGAUGCUGGACUGCACUUGUCUGGGAGAAGGAAACGGGCGCAUCACAUGCACCUCAAGGAAUCGCUGCAACGACCAGGACACCAGGAGAUCCUACCGUAUCGGAGACUCGUGGACCAAAACCGACACAAGCGGACACACGCUGCAGUGCCUGUGCUUAGGAAACGGCAGAGGAGAGUGGAAGUGUGAGAGACACAACACAGGACGGGGCACAGGAUCAGCGGUGGUGGCCACCAUUCACCCACAGCCUCUGCCACUACCACAGCCUGUCACCGCGGGAACGUGUCGCACAGAUUCCGGAACUACAUUCUAUGAUGGACAGCGCUGGAUCAGGACCCAGGGCAACAAGCAGAUGCUGUGCACAUGUCUGGGCAACGGAGUGAGCUGUCAGGAGUGGGAGGCCCGGGCCCAGGUGUAUGGUGGCAACUCCAAUGGUCAGCCGUGCGCAUUUCCUUUUGUCUUCUUGGGGAAGACCUACUACGCUUGCACCUCAGAUGGACGUACGGACGGGCAGCUCUGGUGCUCCACGACCUCUGACUAUGCGACUGAUCAGCAGUACUCAUUCUGUACUGAGAAAAAUGCCAUCGUAGCAACACGAGGUGGGAACUCCAAUGGUGCCAUGUGCCACUUCCCAUUUCUCUACAGUGGUCGCAACUACACCGAUUGCACCUCUGACGGGCGCCGUGACGGUAUGAGGUGGUGCGGUACCACCUACAAUUAUGACGCAGAGCAGCGCUUUGGAUUUUGCCCCAUGGCUGCCCAUGAAGAGGUGUGCACCACCAAUGAUGGAGUGAUGCACCGUGUUGGCGACAAGUGGGACAAACGCCAUGAUGUCAUGGGUCACAUGAUGGAGUGCACCUGCAUGGGGAACGGUCGAGGGGAGUGGAGUUGUAUUGCGUACUCUCAGCUGCGAGAUCAGUGUAUUGUUGAUGGCUUGACCUAUGAAGUAAACCAGGCCUUCUCCAAACGUCACAAUGAAGGAUACAUGAUGAACUGCACGUGCUUUGGACAGGGACGGGGGCGCUGGAAGUGUGAUGCUCUCGACCAAUGUCAGGAGCCACAAACCAGGGACUUUUAUCAGAUUGGAGAGACAUGGUACAAAGUCAUCCAUGGUAACCAGUACCGCUGUUAUUGCUACGGCAAUGGCAUUGGAGAGCUGAGAUGUGAGCCCCAGCGAGCAUAUCCAGAUGGCCACAGACCUAUCCAAGUGAUUAUCACAGAAGCAGGAAGGCAGCCAGACUCGCACCCCAUACAGUGGAACCCACCCACGUCUGUUCACAUCACACAGUACAUCCUCAAAUGGAGAAUGAAAAAUAGCCGUGUGCCAUGGAAGGAGGUCAACAUUCCAAGCCACAUCAACUCCUAUACCAUCACUGGUCUGCGACCAGGAGUUACUUACGAGGGUCAGCUGAUCAGCAUCCUGCACUAUGGGGGCCGCGAGGUCACACGCUUUGACUUCACCACUACUUUUGGUUCCUUGGAAACGUCAGAGGGAGAGACAACCCAGCCUCCUCCGGUGGUGGACACUUCUGAGUCCGUGACAGAAAUCACCUCCAACAGCUUUGUGGUGUCGUGGACAUCAGCCUCUACAACCAUCUCUGGGUUCAGGGUGGAAUAUGAGCUGAGUGAGGAGGGUGCCACACGGAAGACCUUGGAUUUGCCGCGCACUGUCUCCUCUGUCACCAUCAGUGAAUUGCUGCCGGGACGCAGAUACAACGUCAAUGUGUACGAGCUGCCCACAGAGGGAGAACCAACCCUCAUCCUCACAACCUCACAGACUACAGCUCCUGACACUCCUGCACAGCACAGGGUUGAUGAUGUGGGUGAAACAUCCAUCCGAAUCAGCUGGUCCAGACCUCAGGCUCCGAUUACUGGUUACCGUGUGGUUUACACGCCAUCAGUGGAAGGCAGCAGCACCGAGCUGAAUUUGCCAGACACGGAGACCUCGGUGACCCUGGCUGACCUUCGCCCUGGUCUGCUGUAUAACGUCAGCAUCUACGCCGUGGAGGAGAACCAGGAGAGUGAGCCAAUAUUUGUGCAGGUCAACACCGCUGGUUCUUCAACACCAGAGGAAGUCCCGCCCCCUACAGAUCUGCAGUUCUACGAGGUUUCAGAUGUGAAGAUCACCAUCAUCUGGACUGGCCCACCCAGUGAGGUGACUGGUUACAGGGUGUCCUUCUCGCCUGUCGGUCCUGAUGGCAGUGACACGAGGCUCUUGCAGCUGCCCAUCUCACCCAACGCAUACGCUGAAAUCACCUACUUACAGCCUGGCACGCAGUACCGAUUCUACAUCUACGCCAUUAAUGAUGGGGUGGAGAGCAAGCCACUUGUGGGCGAGAAGUCUACCAAACCCGACGCUCCCACCAACGUGCAUGUCACCGACAUUGGCUCAGACAGCACGAUGGUCGUGUGGGAGGCGCCACGCGCCACUAUCACCGGCUACAGCCUGUUGGUGACCUUUCAGGGCUCCAGCCCCUUGCAGCAUAAGAUCAAAGGAGGGGUCACCCAGUUCCACCUGAAAAACCUGCGUCCAGACACCCAGUAUACCAUCAUGCUGCAAUCUGAGCAGGACAACGUGCUCAGCGAGGGCGUCACAGCCUAUUUCACCACCCUGCCCAAGAUGGGCCGUGCACCUCCUUUUAGCACUGAAGUUACUGAUACCUCAAUUAUCAUCACCUGGAUACCCGUUCACCGGUUCAGCUAUAAGCUUUCUGUGCUCCCCGGCCAGACAGGCGAACAACCCAAACACAAGACCUCUGACUCAGGACGUAUUUACAUCUCUGGACUGAGUCCUGGAACUGAGUAUUCUUACAGCGUUCAGGCCCGUCUCAGUGGACGUGCGCAUGGAACCCCAUCAACCCGCACUUUUGUCACUCAGCUGGCUCCUCCCACUGACCUGACUGUGAAGUCCAACCCCAACACAGGAGACCUCACUGUCCACUGGGUGGCUUCCAGAACACCAGACAUCACAGGCUACAAAGUGAUAAGCACACCAACCGAGGGCCAGAGAGGGAACUCCCUGGAAGAGUUCGUCCAGCCUAGUCAAACCUCGUGUGUGCUGGAAAACCUGAGUAUGGGCGUGGAGUACAACGUCAGCGUGUUCACUGUCAAAGGUCACAUAGAAAGUGUGCCUGUGUCCACGACUGUCAACCCAGACAUACUCCCACCAAGUAACAUUGACUUUGUCAACAUUACUGAUGCCAUCAUUGGCCUGUGCUGGACCCCUCUGAACUAUACUGCCGUUACCGGUUACUGGGUAAUGGUGGUGGCAGCAGGUGAGAGUCUGCCACUUAUUAAAGCUAUGAUGGAGCCAUUGGCUGGUUAUUACAGGAUUUGUGGUUUGGAACCUGGCGUGGGUUAUGACAUCAGUAUCUUCAGUGUUACUGAAGAGGGGGAAAGCGAGCCGACCACACACAUAAAGCAAACACAUGCUGCUAUUCCAGCUCCCACCAAUCUGCGCUUCGGAGGUGUGGGCCCUGACCACAUUAGGGUGACAUGGACAGUCCCCAACAUCGCCACACCAAGUGAUAUUUCUCGCUUUGUCAUCCGCUACCACGAUGUAAAUAAUGAUGAUGAUAUCAGAGAGGUUAAUGUGGGAGGAGCCACCAACACCUUCCUGUUGCAGAACCUACUACCCAACACAGAGUACCAGGUCAGUGUCGUAUGCGUGUACAGUGAGCGAGAAAGUGAACCAGUCACAGGAAGUCAAAGAACAUUAUUGGACUCUCCUACUGGCCUGGACUUCUCUGAUAUUCAGACGAACUCCUUUACUGUUCACUGGGUGGCCCCAACUGCUCCCAUCACUGGUUACCAUAUCCGCUAUCAAAAGACCAGCAGUGGGUAUGCCAAGGAUGAGAGGCUGCCCCCCACCAGGACCUACUUCACUUUGAAUAGACUGACACCAGAGACUGAGUACCUGAUCUAUUUGUACGCCGUCAGUGGCAACCAGGAGAGCCUACCUCUGAUAGGCACACAGGCUACUAUCUCCGAUGCUCCCACUGACCUGGAGGUGACAUCUUCCACUCCCACCAGCAUUACUAUUCGCUGGGAUGCCCCCUCUGUCACAGUGCGGUACUACAGGAUCUCUUACGCAGGUACAAGCAAUGACAGUCCUCAGGAGUUCACAAUUCCAGGUACUCAGACGACUGCCACCAUUCCUGCUCUGAAACCUGACACAGACUACACCAUUACAGUCUAUGCUGUUACUGGAAGAGGGGACAGCCCUUCCGCCAGCACGCCGACCUACAUCAGACACAAAACCGACACUGAGCCUCCCUCUGACAUGAAGAUAACUGGUGUGAAGGACAACACCAUCACAGUGCGCUGGUCCCCUGCUCAGGGCCUCGUCAAAGGCUACAAAGUCACCAGUGUCCCCAAGAAUGGCCAUGGACCAUCUUACUCUGAGGUGGUGGCUCCUGAUCAAAGAGAACUCACGUUUACAGGUCUGAUGCCCGCUGUGGAGUAUGUGGUGAGUGUCUAUGCCCUGGGCACCGAUGGACAGACGUCUUCUCCUGUGGUGGAAAACACUGUUACAGCUAUGGACCAACCUAAGGACCUGACCUUUUCUGACAUUGAUACCUCUUCCAUGCGCAUCUCAUGGGACAGUCCAGAUGGUUUUGUGACAUCAUAUCGCAUUCUGUACUCCAGCCCAGAGGAAUCUGAGAGGGAGCUGCUACCAGCACCCAAGGGUAACCAGGAUAGUGUGGUACUGAGGGGUCUUCACCCCGGGACAGAGUACACAUUUAAAGUCAUUGCCCUCCAUGAUCGAACACCCAGCACGCCAUUGGUAGGAACCCAGGCAACAGUACUUCCUCCACCAAGGUACCUGCAUAUCACAGAUGUUCGUCCUUCCUCCUUUGCCGUGUCUUGGCAUGCACCUUCUGCAAAACUGUCAGGCUAUCGUGUGGUCGUUAGCCCCAAGGAUGUCAAUGGACCCACCAAGGAGCUGAAUGUAGCUCCAGACACCACACGUGUCAUUGUACCAGAGCUCAUGAUGGGAACCACAUACCAGAUUCGCGUCUAUGCUCUGAAGAACUCCCUCACCAGCAGGCCACUGGAGGGAGAUGCGACCACACUGGCAGUCAUAAGUGCUCCUCAACGUGUGCGUACCUCUGAUGUGAAGGAUUCUUCUAUCACACUGACCUGGCGUUCAAAGGAAGGGGCCGUCGGCAGUUACCUCAUCAACGCCACGCCACGCGGCGCCUCGCAACCUACAGUCAGUCGGACCAUCCCAGGAGACAUGCGUACCUACACCCUCACAGGUCUGCAGCCAAGCACCACGUACACAAUCCAUCUGUACACGGUGAAUGGAAACACAAAGAGCACCCCCUUUACUCUCACUGUCGAAACAGCUGAACCGGUGGUCCAGGCUCCCACCAACCUUCAGUUCACGUCUUUGACCCCCACCUCCAUUUCCUUCACCUGGCAGCCUCCUGCCACACACAUCACAGGAUAUUACAUCACCUACGAGGAGUCAGGACGAGCUCCACGAGAGCUCACCCCGCGCCCACACGUUGGCCAAAACUACGCCACCAUAUCUGGACUGAAGCCAGCGACAGAGUACAUCAUCAAGGUCAUCGCCAUCCAGAAUACUCAGAGAAGUACACCUCUAGUGGGCAGAACCAGGACUCAACCAGAUCCCUUGCUUCCCUUGCCUCUGCCCAAUGGCCCUGGAACAUCAGACAAGCUGGAUGUGCCCCAAACUAAACUGGACAACACUGUCCAGGUAGUAGGCACCAAUGGACAGGAAGGGCUCGGUGGUCAUAGACAGCAUCUGGAGUACAUAGAGUACAACAAUAAGUAUAAUGGGAACAUCCCACAACCGCCAUAUGGGCAGAAUCAUCAGCCCCUCAUUUUUGUGCCCCUUCCUGAUGCAGAGGGCCGCAGAGUGCCCAUCCUGAAGCUGAAUCUGCCGAUUGGCACCUCCUUUAGUAACGACACAGGACUUCCCCGUGAGGCCCAAUCCAGGACCACCAUUUCCUGGAAGCCGUACAGUCAAAGCAACGCCUACAUUGUCUCCUGCCAUCCACUCACCCACAUAAAUGAGAAGAUGUUCCAGGUCCGCCUGCCAGGAACAGCCGCCACUGCUACACUGAUAGGACUGACACCAGGAGCAGACUACAACGUGAUUGUGGAGGCUCUGAAGGGUGUUCUCAGACACAAGGUCCUAGAGCAGGUCAUCAGCGCCGGAAACACAGUCCCAGAGAGAACAGCCUCCGACACGGACUCAUGCUAUGAUUCGUUUACCGCCACCUACCAUGACGUCGGUGCUGAGUGGGAGCGCAUGUCUGAGACGGGCUUCAAGCUGUGGUGCAGAUGCCUGGGAAUGGGAAGUGGACACUUCAGAUGCGAUUCCUCCAAGUGGUGCCAUGACAACGGCAGGAACUAUCGCAUCGGAGAGCAGUGGGAUCGGCAAGCGGAAAACGGCCAUUUGAUGAGCUGUACUUGUUUGGGAAAUGGCAAAGGAGAGUUCAAGUGUGAACCACAUCAGGCAUUGUGCUUUGAUGACGGUAAAACAUACCAGGUGGGAAACCAGUGGCAGAAGGAGUACCUGGGCGCUAUCUGCACCUGCACGUGCUUUGGGGGACAGCAGGGCUGGCGAUGUGAGAACUGCCGCAGACCGGCGGGGACAGAUGUUGAUGCCACUCUGAUCAACCCUGUUAGAUAUGGAAGCAGCACUCUGAACAAACUGAAUAUUAAGUGUCCCAUCGAGUGCCUCCGACCUGAGCUGCUGGCAGAUGCUCAUGUUCCUCCAAAUCCUCAGGAAUAAAAGACCAUCAGGCACCUGCUUUGUUUGCUCACCAUCCGACCUUUGCACUGUCUUACCCCACAGAAGAUGUCAUGUUGACCCGUGUUCAUGUUUCGUGCACUGCUGCCUCAAACUGGUUUUUUUUUGUUUUUGUUAUUCGUUUUUUGUCUUGUCACUGUCACUCUGUAUAGGACCCCGAAAAACACCUUCCAUAAUGUCCUCGAUGCAAUAAUUUACGUAGCUUUAAGAGUUAUGAUUGUUUCCAUUUGUGUGAAAACCCCAAUGGAAGUCAUUUCAGAACUUUCUUACCAAAGAAUAAACCGCAAUAAAAAAAAGCACUGUAUUACACGAAUGUUAACACAAAUAAGUCUUAGGUUCCGUCUAAGGUUCGUACGUGCUUUUAACUUCUGAAGCUGCUCUUCUUGCUGCAAAAGGGUCACACUGUGUGUGAUUGACACAUUCUAACCUGUAAUGUCCGUUCAGUAAUUUAUCCCUGUAGUCUGGAAGUGUGAAUGUGCGAACUGGGAUGUGAGAACUUGAACUAUUUUUGUACUUCAUUGUUCAUGCCAAAGUUGUCUCUACCUUUUGCAAAAAGACAUCCCUUGUUUUAAUAAAGCUGGAGAGAUCCUGAGAUGUUACGUU